UUUACUUAGGUCAGUAUCUUCGAUCCAUUGCACAUUUGGUACACAGACACAGAACGUUACACACAAUUGUGAGAACUUGCAGCUCAAGUUCAGCACUCCAGAACAUAGAACUAGAAUUCUAUUCAUUGCUCCAGACUGCUAAACUCUCAGCACAAUUGCAUUGUUUUCAUUCAAAUAGAAAUUCGAACAAAACCAGGAUUGACUUCUUAAGGGUUGACAUUUUAAUUCUUAAGCAACUCUAUUGAACUGGUUUAUUCGGUCGGAGGACCUAACUCAGAACGCUAAAAUGGAUUCUAGAAGGGAACUUUCAAAGACGGACAAAAUGUUUACUGCUGAAAAUAUGCAUGAGAUUGUAACGCUAUUUCGUGAGGCGGAUGCUGAUGGAGGUGGUGGGUUGGACAUUGAUGAAUUCUGUGAGGGACUUAAGCAGUUAUUCCCAAACAUGCAUGAAGAAGACCUCAUUGCCCUCCACAUGAAGAUUGACACAAAUGGAGAUGGAGGUGUGGACCUUGGGGAGUUAACAGACUACCUGGUGAACAAAAACAAGGCAUCACAAAAUAUGGCUUUUAAAAAUCAAAUCUUUCCCAAACCUAUCAAAAUGAUAUCGGUGGAUCACCAUAAAGCGAUUGUUCGUCUGAUUCACCGUCCCUUCGAGAAUGACAGGGAACCUGAUCAUGGUUCAGAGGUUUUAUUAGGACAAACCAGCACUUACCAAAAAGGUCAAUACCUCUCCGUCAGCUCAAAUGGUAUCCUCAACUUCUGGCCUGAUAGCUUUGACACCCCAUACCCAGUUCAGUUAUUCAAAAAGGAAAACACACUUCCUUUUUCACACAACAAGAAAAUGCACAUUACUGACAUGGUCUACAUCAGUGAACUCAAACAACUGGCUAUCUCCACUUCUGACAGGGAAUUAAUAUUCUAUCGCUGCAAUGAAUUCCCUAAGUUGUUUUCAACCAGCCACUCUUUAAUAGUAGAGGACAACAUAGUGAAUACCAUGAACUACUGGUCCAAAGGCACUAAAGCAGUGUUUUCCUUUGGCGAUGUAAAAGGUUUUUUAACUGUGUUUAUCUCCAACAACAUAUAUGAAAAUGGACUCUUCUUCAACGGUGCAUAUGAGAAAAUCUCUCUGCGUGAUUAUCCAACUGUUUAUGUUUCAACCCUGUUGAAAAACCCCUCUAAAAACUUUCUAUGUGUGAAGGCCAACAUCUUUAAUGAUAUUUGCAGUCAGAUCCGAUACUUUCCAUCACUUAGCUCGUUUGCUAUCUGCGGUAGUUCAUCCAAGACAAUGGUCCUUGCUUCUCUACCCAAGACAUCCACAACCAAAAUGUCUACAACAGUCUUUAAGAGCAGAGGACAUAUGGACUUUUUCACCUGUGUAGAAUACUCUUCUUCCUCUGGGUAUCUGCUGACCGGUGGGACAGACGCCCUACUGAGGACGUGGUUUCCCCACAAAACAGGGUCAUGCAUCCAGGAAUUAAAGGGACAUGCCAAACCCAUCACCCAUAUAAUGUUAAAUCCCAAGGAAAAAGUUUUUGUUAGUUUAUCGCUCGACCACCAUAUACGUGUUUGGUCCGAGGAUGCAAUGAUCUGUUUGCAAAGCUUCAAGAUAAAAGAAAUGAUGCAGAGUCCUAUCUCCAGUGUGUGUUACAACACACACAACAAUGAGUUAGUCCUAGCUAACACAGAUAUUGGCAAAUAUCUUGGAAGAGGAACUGAUGUGUUUAAGAAUGCAUUAACAUCGCACGACAAGCCCCUGUGCUGUGCUCUCUAUCACAACAUUUUCAAACAGGUUGUCUCUGUUUGCCAAAAUGGCGUGGUGACAGUGUGGGAUAUCUUAACAGGAACGGCUGCCAUGCAGUUCAAGGUGACUCCAGAUCAGUACGAGGGGCAUGUUGCUAUUUCAUUUGAUGGACUAAAGCGCAGACUGAUCACAAUUUCCCAGGAUGGAAAAGUUAAAAUUUGGAACUUCAACAACGGAACAGAGCUUGCCAUUCUUCCUGUUACCGUACAAAGGGAGGUGACAGGUAUCGUCUGUGUAAACAAUAGGGUGUUUGUGUCGGGAAAGAACUCCAAGAUCAUUUAUGACCUGGACAUACACGGAUAUGACAACAGAUUUUUGAAGCAUGAUUAUUUAGAUGACAUUUGCUCAAUGGAUGUCCAUGAAAACACACUGGUUACUGCCUCCAGCAAUGGAAAUAUUGUCAUCUGGGAGGCCGACAGUGGCGAAGUUCUCUACUGGCUCAAUGGCAGCAGCAGCCCUCGAACAAACAUGGCAGACAAAACCACUCAGGGCCAGACAGGGAGUCUGCUUGGUUACAAGAAUCCAAAGCAUGUCAGAGGCACCGGGAAAAGACCUCUACAUAGUAAAUCCCUGAAUGGGAACAACACUGAUGUGAUUAACACACCUCUUAUCAUGUGUCUGAAGACCAGGGAGGUUAAAGUUGACACAGCAACACUGCUGACGUCUGCAGAUGGCAACAUAUAUGCCUGGUCUGUUAUUAGCAAGGGAGGAUUGAUUGGAAAGUUCAGGGCA
This is a messenger RNA of Etheostoma cragini (Arkansas darter), 2533 nucleotides long. Its product is annotated as WD repeat-containing protein on Y chromosome-like. Lineage: Eukaryota; Metazoa; Chordata; Actinopteri; Perciformes; Percidae. The annotation marks the transcript as partial. The transcript has a single exon. Gene Ontology annotation, molecular function: protein binding; calcium ion binding. The record is from RefSeq and is a predicted model, not a curated record.